Molecule: messenger RNA, 943 nt
Organism: Neurospora tetraspora
Lineage: Eukaryota; Fungi; Ascomycota; Sordariomycetes; Sordariales; Sordariaceae
Product: DASH complex subunit Dad1-domain-containing protein
Exons: 2
Coding region: 174-611 (145 amino acids)
Cellular component (GO): mitotic spindle; mitotic spindle pole body; DASH complex
Molecular function (GO): microtubule plus-end binding
Source: RefSeq, a predicted model, not a curated record
GACCUGAAAGCUCGCCCCGCAUUGCCCCAGAUCCCGACAAGAUCCAUCCGCCCACAGUCCGUCGUCGCGUCGUCGCGUCUCCCCGCAUUGAACAUUUCCAACUCCCAGUCUUAUUGUCCAUGUUGAACCCGAAGCGCCAUUCCGCUCUGUAAACAAAGGAAAGAAGGAAAAAAAUGGCCUCCCAAAACUUCCUAGGCGCCUCCAUCACCGGCGGCACCCGGGAAAAGACGUACUUCGAGCAGCAGCGCGAAGCGCUAAUCGGGGACAUCGCAAAUAGCUUUGAGCAUGUGUUGGCAAACAUCAACAAGCUGAAUCGCUCGUUGGAGGCUGUUAUUACUGUUGGCAACGAAUUCUCCUCCGUCGAAGCCCUCUGGUCGCAGUUUGAGAAUGUCAUGGCGAAAGAUCCCGCAGAGGCACAGGCACAGGGACAGCAGCAGCAGCAGCAGCAGCAACAAGCGCAACAACAACAACAACAACCGGAGCAAGAAACAACAGCAAGACAACAAGAGCAGGGACAGACAACACAUGGCGAAGAAGGACAACAAGAAGAAGAUGAUACCAAGAUGGAGGUGGAUGAGGAGGAGGAUAGUAAGAUUAAGAUGGAGAGGUGAAUCGAGCACAGCACCGGCCGCGAUGAAACGACCACCGGAUACAUAACGAGAAGGGAAAACGACUGAUACGGAAGAACAAGGGGUUUGCAUGUUGGCAUGACUGCCACCGACGGAGGACACGGAACGACAUCCAAGACAACAUGUCACGUCCGAAGAAUGGACGCCGGACAGCUGGGGCGACGGGCAACGGAGACGGAAAGGGAGCGAAUGGGUGAUAUGACAACUUUGGAUUGUACGAAUAAUCACACGGAAGGAUGGAUAAGAUACCCAGACAGUAAGGACAACGGAAAAGCAAUUCAAUUCAAGUCAGAACAACAACAGCUCGGUUCACA